AUGUGGAUUAAGGGUACUUUUUUAUCACUGAAAAAUAUGCAGUGGCCUUCAUGGUUGCAACCGUAUGUGGAAGUCUUACUAUUAUGGAUUUCAUGGGCAAUUGAUUAUGUUGAUUGGGAUUAUUUAGAGUAUCUUACUUGGCUCUUCCUGCCACUAUUAGUCGCUUUUAUAUUACCGGUUCUUCUUCUACUUUUUAUAUAUGGUUGUAUCAUUUUUCUUCAUAUUUAUGGCUUGCGGAAUCGUAUUCGAGAGGCUUACGCCAGUAGUUUGUGGGAUGGUGCACGCAUUAGUAUUGCAUCCUUCUGGGAUGCAGUUGGAUAUCUCUGGCACGGUUAUGAAAUAAGAGGUUUGGAAAAUGUGCCUAAUGAAGGUUCUGCUCUAUUUGUAUAUUACCACGGAACUUUACCAAUAGAUGUGUAUUAUGUUAUUGCGAAAUGUAUGCUUCAUAAGAAACGUACUAUUCAUUGUGUUGGUGAUAAAUUCAUUUUCAAAAUGCCCGGAUGGGGUAUGAUUUGUAAGGUCUUUUACAUAACUCCUGGAACGGUAGACGAUUGUAUGACACGGUUGAAAGACGGCCAUUUGUUGUGCAUUGCUCCCGGUGGUGUUCGUGAAGCCCUGUUUUCUGACCCUACUCGUUAUAACAUUAUGUGGGCUCGUCGUCUGGGUUUUGCUAAAGUCAUCAUUGGUUGUCCAGGAACGCCUGUAAUUCCAAUGUUUACUGAAAAUUGUCGCGAUGCUUUCCGUACUCCGCGUUGUGGACGAAAAAUUUUUCGAUGGAUAUAUGAAAAAACGCGAUUACCACUUUGCCCAGUGUACGGUGGUUUUCCAGUUAAAAUGAUAACUCAUUUGGGCAGACCUAUCUAUUUUUCUCCUGACAUGAAUCCAGAAGACGUCAAAAAAACUGUGAAAGAAGAGGUACAUGACUUAAUUAAAGAGCAUCAGCGAUUACCUGGAAGUAUAUUGCGUGGAAUUAUACAGAG
Cercopithifilaria johnstoni is the source of this 980-nucleotide messenger RNA. NCBI's taxonomy places the organism in Eukaryota, Metazoa, Nematoda, Chromadorea, Rhabditida, Onchocercidae. The record is from the annotation of a GenBank genome assembly.